UGCUUUGUGCCAGUAGAGGCCAAAGUCACAAGAGCUGCUGAGGAAUCAGUAGCCUCAGUGUUUUAACUUUCUCAAGACCAGUUUUUCUGGGAGAGACUAAUUUUGGCAAGGAAUAGAUCAGGACAAUUCUAGAGGAAGACAGAGGGACAAAAUCAGCAUGCAGGGGAGCUGAGGGAGAUGGGAGAGACAGUUAACAAAAGGACAGGAACAUUUUGGGGAAGGGCAAGAAAGGAAAAACCUAAGAAGUGAAACAGUAAAGGAAGAGGAAGAACAGUGCCAAGAGGGCUGGUCUUUGAAACUGCUGCAUGAUGGGACAUGCCCUUAUCUGGGCAAGAGCGCUCUUGGGGUUGGUCUUACCCACAAGCAUUUGUCACACAGUACAGAGUACAUCACUACGUCAUACUUCCUCUUUCAGACUGCAACUGGAGUCUUGAUUCAGUUGAAAUACAGGGAGAAAUGCAUGGAGAAAGACGCUGAAGUGUAGGAUGACAGGGAGAAAGAAACGUUUUGGACCUGAGGAUCAGAUCUUGUCUUGUACCUCUGUGCUGCUCCCAGUCUUUGGAUAAGAGGACAACUCGUGCUAAUAACCUGGGUCACACACGUUUUCUGAACUGUUACUAAUGUGUGGCUUUUAGAAAGAAUUUGGAUGCCUCAUUCUAUCAAAAGAUCCAAAUCCUGAUGUGAAAUGAGUACAGACUUCCAGAAACUCCUUUUCGACAUUUCUGAGUCGUUGACCACAACUGAACUGGCAUCUCUGAAGUUCCUCAGCCUGGAGUAUAUCCCUGUGAGGAGGCUGGAAGCUAUCCAGAAUGCACAGGACUUUUUCAAAGCGCUGCAGGAGAAAGGCAUGAUCGAGGCGGGUAACCUGUCCUUCCUGAAGGAGCUGCUCUACCGCAUCAGUCGCAUCGACCUUCUGGCUGCCCACCUGGGCUCCAGCCGUGAGGAAGUGGAGCGAGAGCUGAGGAUCCCAGGCAGGGCACAGGUGUCAGCCUAUAGACAACUGCUAUACGGAAUUGCAGAGGACUUAACUCAAAAAGAUAUCCAGGAUGUGAAGUUCCUGCUCCACGAUCAAAUACCAAAGAGCAAGCUCCAGGAUAAUGCUUCAAUGUUGAAAGUCUUACUGGAAAUGGAAAGAAAUGAGAUAAUCAAAGAAGAUGACCUAACAGAGCUGAAAAAUACAUUCAAGAAAGUUAGAGCUGACAUAAAGAAAAAAAUUGAGACCUAUGAAGAAAGAAAAGAAAAUUAUUCUAAGGAAAAACUCCACUACCCAGUGCCUGUGUCAGAACAUCCAGCAGGACAAGGAGCAGAGGGGGAGACACCACACCUGCUUGUGGAAUCAUACAAGAUGAAAAAUAACCCCCAUGGUUACUGUCUGAUUCUUAACAACUACAAAUUUAAAAAUCCAGAUGAAGACAGAGAAGGAACAGUGAAAGAUGGAGAGGCUGCGAAGAGAGUUUUUAAGUGGCUUCAGUUUGAGAUAGUUGAGCACAUGGAUCUAGAAGCAGAGCAAAUGUAUGCAAAAGUUAAAGAAUACAGCAAGAAAGACCAUAGUAACAUGGACUGUUUUGUUUGCUUCAUUUUUUCACAUGGUGAAAAAGACAAAAUAAAAGGUGUUGAUAAUGAGGUUGUAAAUAUUAAAGAUUUAGUUUCCUGCUUCAGUGGAUCUAAUUGUCCUUCUCUUGCUGGCAAACCCAAGCUGUUUUUCAUCCAGGCUUGCCAAGGCAUUGUAGGUCAUCCAGCUGUCAUAGUAAAAGAAGACUCUUCUGGCCAUUUUGAAACUGAUGCUACCCCUCAGAUUUCAAUUCCUGAUCAGGCUGAUAUUCUGAUUGGCAUGGCUACAGUGGAAGACUAUGAGUGCUACCGCAGUAUAGAGACUGGCAGUGUUUACAUUCAGUGCCUCUGUGACAAGAUGGAGCUGCUUUGCCCACUCUCCAAGGAUCUCAUAACCAUCCUGACUGAAGUGAACAAGGAAGUGGGAAGAAAAGUAAUGAAACAAAGGAAGCAGAUGCCAAAGAUAACAUCAACUCUACGGAAGCAGUUGAUCUUCCAAAUUCCACCGUGUCCACCAAUUGAAAAAUAGAAAAAUGCACUCAGGAGUUAGAAUGGGGGAAGAGAAUUUUCAAGAGAAAUCAUUUGGAUCAGUGUAGUUAGCAACCCAAUCCUUCAUGGGGCCAUGGGACAUAAAUUUUCCAAUUUCCAUGUUUGAUCAGUCUUCUGGUACUUGGAUCUGUAGCAGCCUGGUAGGGCCAGAGAGGACUAGAGACCUGGCAUUCUGUCCUGCAGAAGCAGUGAAAUCUACAGUCUGGGUUUCAAAUGAGGAAACACUUUUAAGUAGUAUGAUUUUUAAGAGUUAUUGGACAGAAAUGGGACUUGCUUUAGCAUUUCUAAGUUAGAAGUGCCUGGUAUCUGAAGAAAAGAACGGACAGAUUCAGAAUGUUGUAUGCCUUCCCAGAGAGCAUAUGUAAGAUUAUAAUUGAUUUACUCAGAGGUGAAUUGUUUGCAGUCUGUGGAAGAUGUAUAUUUUUUUUUCUUGGACAAUAACAUCCCUGUCAAGAAGAAUGAGAAAACGAUGAUUAUGAUAAUAAAAGUUUGGUUAUUUUCCCCCAGA
Messenger RNA from Pogoniulus pusillus (Red-fronted tinkerbird), 2608 nucleotides. RefSeq names its product caspase-8-like. The coding region runs from base 686 to 2080 and encodes 464 amino acids. Lineage: Eukaryota; Metazoa; Chordata; Aves; Piciformes; Lybiidae. Gene Ontology annotation, biological process: regulation of apoptotic process; proteolysis; apoptotic process. The transcript is spliced from 8 exons. The record is from RefSeq and is a predicted model, not a curated record. Gene Ontology annotation, molecular function: protein binding; cysteine-type endopeptidase activity.